AUGCGUCGCGUCGCGAGGUGGCUGCGCUCGCUUGGCCUGAUCAACUGCCUGGCCCUCUCCCUGGUCUCUCUCUGCCUGCUCUUCACGUUGUGGCCCGUGGAGGUGGCGAUCCCGGUGCGAGAGGGCGGUGGCGCGCAACAACACGACCUGCGGGCGGCGGGGCUGCGUUCAGCGGACGGUGGCGCCCUCGCACGCGCGGGCGAUGGAGCGAGUGCGCGACGAGGGGCGCAGGACGCGGCUGCGAAGGGGGAUCACGCGACGGUGAUGCAACUUGUUGGUGCCCUGGAGGCGUCGCUGAACGCCACGCGCGACGCGAUCCGAACGGAGCUGCACAGCAUGCGGGAGGAAAUGACCGCUCUAGAGCGGAACGUGACGAGUCUGCGCGAAAUGCCCACGCGGCAGGGGCCGUCUGACCGCGUGCGCAGCGAGGAAAAGCAAGACGUCGACAAAGCCCGACGCGGGCCUUCUCCGCACAGCGCAGGCGUCCAGGAGCUGACCGCGGGCAACGUCGGACACUACGUGGACGGCUCGCUCCCGGAGGACGCGGCGUGCGCGUCGCACCCGGGCCUGAAGGUGUGGAUGCGCCGGGACGAGCUGUCGCUGCUGACCGACACGCUCAAGCCCUCUGACACGUACCUCGAGUGGGGCUCCGGGGGCAGCACCGCGCUCGUCCCCGCGCUCGUGUCGCGCGCCUUCUCCGUCGAGGGGCAGCCGAGCUGGUGCGCGGAGAUGCACAACCAGCCCCGCGUCGCGUGCUUCGAGCGCUCCAACCGCCUCCAGCUCACCUGCCCGGCCCUCCCGCCCGGCGUGGAGCUCCGCGCGUUCGGGUACCCCGUCAACCCGUCCGACGCCGCGCGGAUCGGCCGGGACUACAUCGAGGCCGCGGGCCCCCUGGUGGGCGCGAACAAGCUCGACGUCGUGCUUGUCGACGGGCGGUUCCGCGUGGCGUGCGCGCUCUACGCCCUGCAGCACCUCGCGGCGGACGGGACGGUGUUCGUGCACGACUGGCCGGGGCGCCCGCACUACCACGCGCUGCUCGACUGGUACGAGCUGGUCGGGUCCGCGGGGGAGAUGGUGGCGCUCAAGCCGCGGCGGGACGGUGCCGCGCGCGACGCGAAGGGGGCGUGGCUGAUGUACGCGACGGAUCCCAGGUGA
Molecule: messenger RNA, 1155 nt
Organism: Pedinophyceae sp. YPF-701
Lineage: Eukaryota; Viridiplantae; Chlorophyta; Pedinophyceae
Source: the annotation of a GenBank genome assembly